Chara braunii is the source of this 4718-nucleotide messenger RNA. Lineage: Eukaryota; Viridiplantae; Streptophyta; Charophyceae; Charales; Characeae. The record is from the annotation of a GenBank genome assembly.
CCGAGCGAAAAAAAAGGGUGAACAGCAACUGACUAAGCUAAUUACCAGCUCUGGCAGGGUUGCGCAGACCAGAGGCCUUAAGCGAGAUGCACAAUUCUCGAGAUGGAAUUCAGGCCCGCUAGAACACCUAGCUCAUGCUCACAGCGAGACUCUUUCUGCUGAGUGAGGGCGGAAGCGCAAGCAGAUGCGUUUACAACAGUUUCCGUAUCAGCGUAUGCCCUUGAUGGGGGUUCAGUGAUGACCGAGAAUGAGGUGAGUGGUAAUCUCACACAUACUUUCCAGGAUGUAUCCGAUCAUGGCCAAGUUCUGUCGGAGAAGCCCUAGUGUGAGUAUGCCCUUAGGGGUGGUUGGAUGUGACCAUAAGUACAGGCGGAUGCAUUCAUGGAAACCUUGGUACAAGCAUCUUUUCUUGGGGUUCAAUACCUUAACCGAGGUGUAGGAGGGACUUGGAAUUGGGCAACACCCAGAGGCGGUUCACAUUGGGUGCCAGGUUCAGCGGGGCACUUGCAAUGGGCGGAGAUGUGAAUGCACUGAGAGUGGGGCAAAGACAAAGAGGGGCCGCAGAUUUGAUUCCAUAUUCGGAGGAAGCCUUUCAAAAACGAACUCAGCUUGAUGGAGAACCUUGGGUCGACUUGGAUUGAGGCAAGACUCGGAGGGUGUUCGCCUCUGUGACAAGACUGAAAAAAAGAAAAGGACACACAGUUACAAACCCCAUGCGAGAUUGAGCAGCAGCUCAUUUGUGAGUCGAAGACCUACCGGGCCCACGGAAUUGAUGUUGGAGGCUGCAGUGACAGUUUACUUUGAUCUGUAUGUAUUAAGAUUCAACAGGAGCUAACAUGUGAGGCAGAACUGAGAGGGGAAUUUACAUCUCGGAAAGACUCUGAGAGAACUCAGACAUCAGGCCAACAAGGUUGAGGGGUGAUUAUGCCUGAGGCAGACUCGAACGGAUCUAAAUCUUGGUGCAGAGAUGAUCGUCAAAAUCUAACUGGUGAAUUCUUUUUAUUUCUGUGGGAAAGGGGUGUGCCUAAAGCGCCAUGGCUGGUUUGAGGUGCACAAGGGGGAACAACUGGAGCAGAAAAGCUGAUUUUGUUCUUGGUGAAGGUACUGCUUUACUUUAUACUGGACUCGACUCCGUGUCGCUUCAUCCCAACUCAGAGCAGAUGGUUAAUGAAUAUAUGGAAGGCCACAGGCUGAAGCCCACCUGAAAGAGCAUGCAGGGCGACCUUGGUUGUAGGGAACACUUGAGGAGGGGUUGCUCAAUUAUCCAGUUGAGCGACUUGCAGUCAAGAAAUGGGCUGCUCCACAUGUGUGUGCGCGGCGCUGUCAAGAGUCAUCAGGAUGGAAUGGGAUGGCAUGGUCUCUGCACAUUGGUGUAGCAAGAGGUUGUUCAUGCAGUCCAGCAAGGGGAUCGGUCAGGCCUCUUGCUGCAAAUCCUGGAGAAAGGUUUCCAGUCGGAGGAUUCUGGAUGGGAUUGAGAGGUGGGACCUGGAAGUUAAGGUAGGAUCAGUGUGAGCACAGUGAAGGACACAUACGUCAUUGUGGGAAAAGAUGGCGAUUGACGAGGCAGCAGUGCUUGUGAGCACUGUGAAGGAAGAAUAUACGUUAUCGUGGGAAAAGAUUGCGAUUGGCCAGGUAGUGUUGCUUGUGAGCACAGUGGAGGAAGAAUACAUCAUUGUGGGAUAAAAAAAGCGAUUGGCCAGGCAGGGUUGCUUGUGAGCGUUUCAAGGCUACAUUCCAAGGCGGUUUGCCAGGCAGGCAGUUGGACCUAACUGUGUAAGGUAUGAAGGAUAGUACCAACGGGCCUAGCGCCGCUGGCACACCCGUAAACUGUUGAAAUACAGACCUGAGUUCGAAUCCAGAUGGAACUUGAUGAACAAAGAUUCCUUAAUAACGAGGAUCAACGAAAGGGGUAUCAGGUAUGGUAAGCUGCUGUCGCGAAGUCAUUCAUUGCAAAUGAGGUCGCAUGUGCCAAGACCCGAUCACGGCCUGCAUUGUCGCCUUGCUCUAUCAGCAUCGGCAUGGUCAUGCCAGUUUUGUAUGUCUGACAGAAGUGAUGGAAUGCAGCACUCGGUCGUCAUAGAUUCAUCACACAGACCGCCCAAACAGGUAAAUAGUGGGAAUACCUGCUUGCCAUGAAGUGGGCAUGAAGGGGAAGGGGGGGGGAGGGGGGGGGAUGUGGACAAAGGGAUGUGUACCGAUCAGGAGGUUCCUGCCAUCUCACAACUGGCUGUGACAAAUAGUUCUUGCUGCCAAGAACCAAGACUGAUGUUUCAUGGCGACCCUCCUGAAGCCUAGGAGGUUGGCAAAUGGUCUGCUAAGCCGUGUGGCUUCUACAGGAUCAGUGGUUCCGUGUGGCAUCUUGCAAGUGCUCUGCUCAUGAGCCGUGGGGCUUCUUCAGGACCAGUGGUUCAACGUGGCGGCAUCUGACGACUUGCUGUGACAAGUAGUUCAACGUUGCCAAGGUUGACGAGUGAUGUUUCGUGCAGAGCCUCUGGAAACCCAGGAGGCUGGUGUUAAGUAUGCGAGUUCUACAGGACCAGUGAAGUUGUUCAGUGUGGCGGACACAGUUUCAGCGGCAGGAGUAACAAAGCUGCCUCGGUUUUGGAAUUAAUUGUGUGUGAAGUUGUGAACGAAAAAAAAGCGAAAGUGUGCGACUGCUACGAUGCUGAUUAGACAGCUCAGGGAAGGCGUGGCAUAGCGGAGAGAGGGUCGACCGCAAGAUUGGAGGGUAGGGCAGGAGCUUGUAGGGUAAAUUACCAAAUUGUGUGGUCGGCGCUGCGGGUGCGGAGAUGUGCAGGACGGCAGCGAGGCAGAAUGAGAGAAUGUCUGGAACUGAAGUGGCGGGGCCUUCUUCAGGAUCAGCGAACCGUAGGGGGGUGGUAAAUUGCACGGUGGGCCUGGCGGGUCCUUAAGGACCUUGUUGGGGGAGGAGUUAUGCGUUCCUAAUUGUCUGACAGCUGUGGUGAAGGACAGGGUUGCUGGUGUUUUCGGUGUAUUGAUGUGAAAGAAAGUUGCUCCAGAAACAAGAGAUGGAAGAAGGGUUAAUUUGACGGGGGUGUCAACGGGUAGAAAAACUACCUCACCGCCUGGCUGCACGAGAGGGUAAGCGCGAGCAGGUAGAUUCGAGAUGCACAGCAGGACGUUUGGUUCCAGUCAAUCCCCUCUCUUUGCCACCAUCGGUCUGCAUCCGGUUCACUUUGGUAUGGCCGGCAAAACCGUGAGAAGUUUGUGCUCAAGGGUGUGUAGACCAUUCAUGUUGAAUGAAUGCUUCUACUAUUAAUCAGUUGAGAGGGGGGCUUCAGUGGCAUUUAUAGUCGAUCCCCUCUCUAUUUGACACCUCCAGUUUGUGUUCAGUUCGCAAUGUACGAUCUGAGUCAUCUGACACUUACCAAUUGAUACUCUUUGAGACAUGGGUGGCUGUCCGCUUGAUGCCGCUACCAUUUCAGUCUUUGUGCUCUGCUACGUGUGCUAUCUCAGGCGCCUUCAGAGUUAUUUCCUGCGGGAAAUGCACAGCGACAAACGUGGACAGGUGCACGUAAAGGCGGCCUGGCACGUGAGCUGCUCUGCUGUGUGUGCUGCUAAGGCACUUUUCGUGACAAGCCACCUAUCGAUGAAUGAAUGCUGCAUUUAGAUGGCGGCGGCAUAAGAGAAUGCGAGGAUGUGUUUCAUGGGAAUGGCUGGUUCCAGCAGGCAGGUCAGUGGUAAGUGUUGGUAAGAAGGUGAGAAAGGUGGAGAGGGGAGGGGAGGGGAGGGGAGGAGGGGUCUUUUGAAUGCCUGUGUGCCAUCGUCAUUAGUCAGUCUAGAUUUACUGCUGCUACGCCGCCAGUACUACUUUUUGACUACAUACUCGUACCACUACUGCCACUCACUGCUGGUUUUGUGGCAGAGUCUACUGCUACUGUACUGCGCCAUGAGAAUGCGAGUCAUGUUUGUAGAGCGACAGGUCACGGUUCCGUUGCAUGGCGUGUGUGUGUAGCUCCUCUAUAUAUCAUCUGAAAGGUCCUGUCUUGUUGUUGCUGCCGAUGUGAUGUUCUACUUCUACAAGUUUACUGCAAAUUGCAUUGCAAAGCUGUGUGUUAGUCUUCAUUUCGCUGAAGCAGCGUCAUCAUCGUCGGUGGUCUCGGCGUCCCCUGACCAUUGACGGCGCUUCAGCGACCCUUGACAGUGCUAGUUUGCCUGUUCGUUUUGCAAACGAACUUGCUGGCGUGUGACCUGGCGUGAAGUUUGUGUUUUUUUUUUUUUUUUUUUGAAUUUAUCAUCUGGAGCAGCAGUUGGCGUGCGGUUGAGCUUUGGAGGCUUCUGUGCUUCACAAAACAAACUGGGCAAUCUCGUGAUGGAAAAUGAUGGAAUGCCAUCAUUUCAUCCAUCCUCGCGGUUCAUUGCCUUAGUUCGUCCGCGUAGUGUUGUUGUCUUGAUGAACCACAUGGCACUAAAAUGGGGUGUCCACUGUCCUUUCCUUUUCCUUCCUUGGGAGCGGUUCUUAGUUUUGAGUGAGGGGUCUGUUAGGGUUGUUAACUUGUUAGUUGCAUUGAUAAAUAGCAGUGGAAUGUUGUCAACUUGUCACAGCCUCACAGGACUGUUGUGGCACUAGUACUCUGGCCAUCCAGUCGACUGUGGUUUCUCUCUUGUACAUAAUUCGUCUCCUUUUUCUCUGAGCUUGUGAUACCUCAGAAAUUCUCCGAAGUCCGUUUUCUUCGUCGGUGUUCUUGCGAUUAAGC